GCCCUCCCGCGAGGGCGCCCCGGCACGGACGCCGCCGGCAGCCUGUCGGCGCCCGCCGCGCUCGUGGUCGCCGUCGCCGUCGCGGUGGUGGUGGUGUCGGCCGUCGCCUGGGCCAUGGCCAACUACAUCCACGUCCCGCCCGGCGCCCCCGAGGUGCCCAAGCUGGACGUGACGGUGCCCGACCAGGAGGAGCAGCGCUGCCGCGAGGGCGCCCUCCGCCUCCUGCGGCACCUGCGGCCGCACUGGGACCCCCAGGAGGUGACCCUGCAGCUCUUCACGGACGGGAUCACCAACAAGCUCAUCGGCUGUUAUGUGGGCAGCGCCAUGGAGGACGUGGUCCUGGUGCGCAUCUACGGCAACAAGACGGAGCUGCUGGUGGACCGCGACGAGGAGGUGAAGAGCUUCCGCGUGCUGCAGGCCCACGGCUGCGCGCCGCAGCUCUACUGCACCUUCAACAACGGGCUCUGCUACGAGUUCAUCCAGGGCGAGGCCCUGGACCCCCGGCACGUCUGCAACCCCGACAUCUUCAGGCUAAUAGCACGUCAGCUUGCUAAAAUCCACGCUAUCCACGCACACAAUGGUUGGAUCCCCAAAUCUAAUCUGUGGCUGAAAAUGGGAAAAUAUUUCUCUCUCAUUCCCACAGGAUUUACAGAUGAAGCCAUUAAUAAAAGGUUCCUAAGUGACAUACCAAGCUCUCAGAUUCUUCAGGAGGAGAUGACUUGGAUGAAAGAGUAUCUUUCCAAACUGGGCUCACCUGUUGUGCUUUGCCAUAAUGAUCUGUUGUGUAAGAAUAUAAUCUACAAUGGGAAACAAGGUGAUGUACAGUUUAUUGAUUAUGAGUAUUCUGGAUACAACUACCUGGCAUAUGAUAUUGGAAAUCAUUUCAAUGAAUUUGCAGGUGUCAGUGAGGUGGACUACGGCCUCUACCCGGGCCGGGAGCUGCAGCUGCAGUGGCUGCGCGCCUACCUCGAGGCCUACAACGGGUACAAGGGCUUCGGGUCGGAGGUCAGCGACAGGGAGGUGGAGGUGCUCUUCAUCCACGUCAACCGGUUCGCGUUGGCUUCUCAUUUCUUUUGGGGAUUGUGGGCUUUGAUUCAAGCCAAAUACUCCACUAUUGACUUUGAUUUCCUUGGGUAUGCUAUUGUUCGUUUUAACCAAUACUUUAAAAUGAAGCCUGAGGUUACUGCAUUAAAAGUGCCUGAGUAAAGAAGAACUUUAAUUAUUCCCAAGUAGCAGAACAAGGCUUGUGAAUUGUUUCUUAAGAAAUCCAAAAAGCCAAUAUUUGUUAAAAUUCUGUUAUUUGAUUUGGUUAUCUUGCUUUAAGAAUUAUGCCUCUAAACAGCCAGUCUCUUUCAGACAGACUGAGUCAUGUCAAGAAAUAGACUUAACUGCUAUCCAUACGUGGUGGAUUAGGAAUUUGUUAUAUCUGCAGAAAGGUAUAAAGAUGUCAGUUGAGUCCUUUAAUAAUUUAAUCUGUGUUAUAUGUGAAUUAUUUAUUAUAAAUCUAACAUGAUUCUG
Messenger RNA from Sorex fumeus (smoky shrew), 1518 nucleotides. It is a transcript of the gene ETNK1, whose product is annotated as ethanolamine kinase 1. Gene Ontology annotation, molecular function: ethanolamine kinase activity. Bases 115 to 1206 code for a protein of 363 amino acids. The record is from RefSeq and is a predicted model, not a curated record. The transcript is spliced from 8 exons. NCBI's taxonomy places the organism in Eukaryota, Metazoa, Chordata, Mammalia, Eulipotyphla, Soricidae. Gene Ontology annotation, biological process: phosphatidylethanolamine biosynthetic process. Gene Ontology annotation, cellular component: cytoplasm.